Daldinia vernicosa is the source of this 1598-nucleotide messenger RNA. Its product is annotated as DUF636 domain protein. NCBI's taxonomy places the organism in Eukaryota, Fungi, Ascomycota, Sordariomycetes, Xylariales, Hypoxylaceae. The record is from RefSeq and is a predicted model, not a curated record. The transcript has a single exon. Bases 379 to 1500 code for a protein of 373 amino acids. Gene Ontology annotation, molecular function: carbon-sulfur lyase activity.
GACUUAGACUUCAGCAACUAUUGCGCAUCUAGCUGAGGAUAAGAUAUGUCAAAUAUUAGUAACUAGAUGAGCACAAGAGCAUUCUUCAGCAUAAUAUCCAUGACUCUUUAUUUUUUAUGAUGAAAGCGAUAUGCCUUUACAGAGACCCCUCAGACGACAUCGCCUGCCUACGUAUUACCCCGCCGCAACACUGCAUGUUGUUGGUCGUGUAUACGUUCAUGAAGAUGUGGGAAUAAAGUCGGUAUUGAUGGACCGAACCCUGGUCCCAACACUUACUUCGCCAUUGACUUAUUAAGAUGCCUAAAAUCCCUAGAAUCUAACCUGUUCACAAUUACCAAAUUCUGAUACGAUCAUCUACCCAACUUACUACGGCAAGCAAUGAUGUUAACAUUAGACCUCCUCGUCACCUUCUUCAACCGCGACAAGGCCGCCACAGCUGAGCCGGGAGAAGAGUCACAGACAUUCUCGGCGAGGUGUCACUGCGGGAACGUACAAUACUCGGUCGUCCUCCCAGCUUCGAGUCUCCCAUUGGACGCAUACAUCUGUUCAUGCACAUUAUGCCGCUACUCGCACGGCACGUUCGGCAGCUUCCACGUCUCGCUGACGCAGGGCGUGGCGCCGGAGUGGACCAACGGUACGAUUAACCUGUCCGUAUACAAGAGCCAGAACAGCGGUCCCGGCGGCCACGGACAGCGUUGGUUCUGUCCUACUUGCGGAACACAUAAUGGGCACUACGAGCCCUGGGCCAUGCAGUGGAUCGCGGACAUCGCGCUUUUUGACGAGCCGAGCUUCUGGGAGAUGAAGGGCUUUGCGUUUCCAAAGUCCCCCGGGGACGGUGGCUUAAUGACCUGGAUUUCGAGCCCCGUUAGUAAGGGCUUAAGGCUACUCACCGCGGACCGUGAUAUCGCGCCCGAUAAUAAGCUCGAAAUGGGUGAGGAUGGCGAAGAGAGACUGCGCGCGGAGUGUCAGUGCGGCGGGGUUUCUUUCACGAUUGGAAGGCCGUCGGAUGUAGUAAGGAACGAUAAGUUUAUGAGCCGAUCCAUCGCGCCGGGAGACCCGCAGAAGUGGAAAGCGUAUCUCGAUUUCGAUAAAGAGACUCGGCGGCUCUCCAGCGCUUAUUUCAUGCCUUGGGCUUUAGUCCCGCGGAUCUCGCUAGAACCGGAGGUGCCGCCGAAUCUGCUCAUCGGGACGAUGAAGACGUAUAAGGCGUCAGAGAAAAUCACGAAGGGAUUCUGCGGACGCUGUGGUGCCACGGUGUUCCUCCAGAGUAAGGAUAGGAACCCCUCGGAACAGAGCGAGGUGCUUGGUAUUGCAGCAGGUCUCUUGAGAGCGCCGGAGGGAGCAAAGGCAACGAAUUGGGUUAAAUGGAGGGCGGUGCCUGAACGAGAAAUAGAAAAGAUGACGGAAUUCGAUGCCGAGUUUAUGAAUGCUAUUGUAGAAGGCCAGAGGGCGUGGGCAGUAGAGAAGUAUGGAGAAGCGCAGGAGUUUGAGGUCAUAUAGCAAUGUGAUAGGUAUACACUAAUCCGUAUAUAAGACAUAAAUAAUUAGACCUAACUAAGUUAUUUAUUAAGCAAGUUAUAGACUUGCAGUUUCUGCCA